AUGUCAAACGUGAGCUUACAAGUGAGGCAAGCAGUGCCUACCAUCGACUCUGUGGUCACGGAUUAUGUCAUCGGGUACAUCCAGCACGUCGCAGAUGCAACGGAAGACAGUGUGCGAGCUCAAAGGCUAAACAUUGUGGAGGAGAUGUCCUUUUUGAACAGCUUGUUGAUCCUGGCAGGUGGAUCAAACGACAAGGUCCAGACUCUCACGGAUAAGAUUAGUGGAGAACUAAGUGACAAGUUAAAGAAAAACAUGGAGAAAUUGGCCAUUACCGGUGACACCUCCAAGAGACUUUUGGACAUCAACGUGUUGCAAAAUAACAAUAGCAAGAGAGAUAUAAACUCGUCGCUCGCUUUGUUAUCUGCUAGUAAUGACAUUGAGCAUACCGGUAGAGUAAUGGAAACUCGAGUCGAUAAAAAGAAGCUCGAGAAGCAAGAAAGAAAAAUUGCAAAGAAAGUGGCCAAGCGUAAUAACAAAUUUGUCAAGUAUGAAGCAUCGAAAUUAUUGAAUGAGAAGCAAAAGGAAGACUACGACUCCUUCUUUCUCGAGAUUAACCCCUUGGACUUUGGUUCGAGUGCCGGUAAAUCAAAAGACAUCAAGAUUGACAAUUUCGAUCUUUAUGUCGGAGACGGCCAAAGAAUCUUGAGCGAGGCUUCGUUGACUUUGGCAUACGGCAGAAGAUAUGGUCUUGUUGGUCAAAACGGUAUUGGUAAGUCUACUUUGUUGAGAGCACUUUCCAAAAGAGAGUUGAAUAUCCCCAAACACAUCACCAUUUUGCACGUGGAGCAAGAGAUUAGAGGAGACGAUACCCCGGCCAUACAAAGUGUUCUCGAUGCCGAUGUGUGGAGGAAAAGUUUGCUUCAAGAAGAACAGAAAAUCAAUGAACGUAUUGGUGAAAUAGAAACUUUGAGAAAGGAGUUUGACGAGGAGUCGCUCGAGGUGAAAAAAUUGGACAAUGAAAGAGAUGACUUGGAGGGCCAUUUGCAGGAGAUUAGUGACAAGCUUUACGAGAUGGAGUCCGACAAGGCAGAAAGUAAAGCAGCGGCCAUCUUGUACGGUUUAGGGUUCACAAAGGAGACCCAGAAUACCCCCACAAGGCAAUUCUCGGGUGGUUGGAGAAUGAGAUUGUCCUUGGCAAGAGCAUUAUUCUGCCAGCCAGAUCUCUUGUUGUUGGAUGAACCGUCCAAUAUGUUGGAUGUUCCUUCGAUUACAUUUUUGGCAAACUAUUUGCAAACUUACAAAUCGACAGUGUUGGUUGUCUCGCACGAUCGUGCCUUUUUAAACGAGGUGGCGACAGAUAUCAUUCAUCAACAUUCAGAACGAUUAGACUACUAUAGAGGUUCCAAUUUCGAUUCCUUUUAUGCCACGCGUGAAGAGAGAAUCAAGAACCAGCGAAGGGAAUACGAAAGUCAAAUGGCAUAUAGACAGCAUCUUCAGGAGUUUAUUGAUAAAUUCAGGUAUAAUGCCGCCAAGGCGCAAGAAGCACAAUCACGUAUCAAGAAAUUGGAAAAGCUCCCCAUUUUGGAGCCGCCCGAAGAUGACAAAGUGGUGACAUUUAAAUUCGCCGAGCCCGAUGGCAUAUCGCCGCCAAUUUUGCAGUUGCAAGACGUUGCCUUUGGCUAUAGCCCCGACAAGAUUCUUUUCAAAAACGUCAAUUUGGACGUGCAAAUGGACUCGAGGGUCGCCUUUUGUGGUGGUAACGGUACCGGUAAAACCACCUUGUUGAAGCUUAUAAUGGGCCAAAUCUCACCGUUAUCUGGCUACGUCAACAAAAACGGGCGGUUGAGAAUUGGUUAUUUUGCUCAGCACCAUGUCGAUGCCAUGGACUUGUCGUUAUCUGCUGUCUCGUGGAUGAGUUCUGCUUUCCCCGGUAAGAGCGAUGAAGAAUAUAGACGUCACUUGGGCUCAUUCGGUAUAACGGGACCAUUGGGAUUGCAAAAGAUGCAAUUGUUGUCUGGUGGUCAGAAAUCGAGAGUUGCUUUUGCCGCAUUGUGCAUGAACCAGCCGCACAUUCUCAUCUUGGAUGAGCCUUCCAAUCACUUGGAUACCCAAGGUCUUGAUGCCUUGGCCGAUGCCAUGAAGAAUUUCAAAGGCGGGAUAUUGAUGGUUUCGCACGACGUGUCCAUCAUUGACAAGGUCUGCAACGAGAUAUGGGUAGCAGAGAAUGAUACCGUUUCCAAGUUCCCAGGCGACAUUCAUGCUUACAAGAAACACAUUUUGCAAUCGGCCAAUAUCGCGGGAGUGGUGAAGAAACAUUAA
This is a messenger RNA of Lodderomyces beijingensis, 2259 nucleotides long. Lineage: Eukaryota; Fungi; Ascomycota; Pichiomycetes; Serinales; Debaryomycetaceae. The record is from the annotation of a GenBank genome assembly.